Molecule: messenger RNA, 4493 nt
Organism: Nematostella vectensis (starlet sea anemone)
Lineage: Eukaryota; Metazoa; Cnidaria; Anthozoa; Actiniaria; Edwardsiidae
Product: NLR family CARD domain-containing protein 3
Exons: 5
Coding region: 324-4376 (1350 amino acids)
Molecular function (GO): protein binding
Source: RefSeq, a predicted model, not a curated record
GGCAACCUGGGUACCCCUUGUCUUCGUCAUCUAGACGCCAUAUUGAAAAUUACCCAGAACACCCUGGGGACGAGGUAGGGACAUCACCAACGUACGCCAUGUGAGGGAAGCACUAGUUUUGCGACGUUUUACAGGAAUGACAAAAACAUCAAGAUCAUGGGCACAACAUGGUGUCAGACAAUCAUGACCUUGUCCUGAUUUUCAUGGCUUCACAUUGCCCCUGGUGUGCAAAACCAACAAGAAACUUCAAGCAUUUCCAUCUGCCACCACUUGCUGCUAUAAGAUCAUCAUAGGAAGGCUUUGCCAUCCAAGCCUUUGUUUGGAUGGCAGGCAGGUUCCCAAUCAAUAGAGACUCGGAGAACUUCUCAAGACUCUCGCGUCUUCUCAUUGAUGGCGGGACAGAAGCGCUUAGAAGCGUGUUCAAUCGGCUCCACCCUUCCCUUAGCCAUUCCUUGAGUCUCCACAGAACAACCCUGUGUGGCUUAUGGAAACCUCCAAGAGGCAAAAAGAAGAUACUCUAUGAUAGUCAGUGGUAUAAACUAUACCCACCCACUGGAUCACCAAGCCUACAGGAUUUUGACAUCACUCUUCUUUUUGUCCUCUUGAGGAGCAUUUGUCCCUCCCUGUCGCCUCCUGCUACAGGGUGGGAUACAUUGCCGAACACGACCGAUAGCUCUCUUGAAGCCAACCUUGUUAGAAUCAAGUUCUACAGGAAUGAGCUAUAUGGGCACGUUGAUGCUGCAGCUUUUGAUGAUGCGGAGUUUGAAGACUACUGGAAAAAGAUAUCUCUCCCUCUCAUCGCUCUGGGCAUCAGUGCAGAUGAAAUAGACGAUCUUAAGACACGCCCAUCAGGAGCUACCGACUACGUAGCAUUACUUGAAGAAUGGAAGGAGGCGGAUGUCGAGCUGUCCCGAGAAAUAAAAGACGAGAGUAAUCGUGUUUGCAAGAAAGUCAAGGAAACCGGUCAGAGUAUCAGCAAGGAAAUCCAGGAUUCAGAGAAGAGUAUCAGCAAGGAGAUCCAGGAUUCAGAGAAGAGGCUGAUCCGGGAUUUCAAGCACAGUUUGAUUAGACCCAUCCACGAAGUCCAUCAAAAGCUCGAUGAUGUGACGAACAAAGACCCGGAUGAGGCUGAAAGGGUUGAGCUUGCCAAACAGGAGAAAGCUGUGAACGAUUGGAAGGAGUAUCUUAUAGAGGAGUACACAUCUGGAGAUGCCUCACAUAUCACCCCACUGCCCUGGCUUGAAUUUGAACCUUAUUUUUCAAUUGAAAACAUGUACAAGGAGCCGUGCAUUAGGUCUCAUGAUGGUUCCACAGUGAAAAUGGGGGACUUAUUUAAGUCGGGGUCAAAGAGUAAAACCCGUAGAGUACUCCUUGAGGGGAACCCUGGAGUUGGGAAGAGCUCACUUUGUAAGAAACUGGUGAACACCUGGGUGAUUGAUCAUGAGCACCCAAAGAGAUGCGAUACUAGCAGUUCAUCUGGUACAUCCUUCUACGGUGCAUUUCCAGACGAAGUUGAAGUCGUGUUGCUAGUGCAGUGUCGUGAUUUAGAAGAUGCCAGCGACUGGAAAGAUAUUCUGCGUCAAACGGUCCCUUUGAGUUAUUCAGACGAGGACAAGGAGCGAAUAAUCAGAUACAUUUGCGGUAAUGAAGAGCACAUCGCUUUGAUUCUCGAUGGGUACGAUGAGCUUCCGAGUUCUGCAGAGAAGUCACUUCAUCCUAUCCUUAUUAAAAAGGCUCUACCAAAAUGCUACACCGUUGUUACGAGCCGUAAGAAUAUGAUGCGACAGGAGUUGAAGAACCGUUUUGAGAAGACACUUGAAAUAAAAGGAUGGAGUGUGGAAGACGCUAAACAAUUGAUUUCCGACUACUUCAGCUCAUCGCCUGAUGUAGCCGAUAAGCUGUUGUACUUAGUAGAACAUAAUGACCAUGUGCGGGAGGAACUUGUUCUUAACCCACUGCAUUCUGCUAUGCUUUGCCUGGCCUUUGAGGACAACAAGGAAAUACCUCAAACAAGCCUAAAUAUCACUUCAUUGUACACAAUUAUUGUUUCCCUCACCACUAAGAGAUACAGGAGUAAUAGAGGGCUCGACAUUGAGGACAGUGGGAUUGAAAACAGGAAGAUUAAGGAGCAGCUAUUAGAAUUGGGAAAGUGUGCUUUUACAGCACUUCUGGAAGACAAAUUAAGCUUUACAGUGGAAGACCUACCAGAAGAACUUAAGGAUAUGGGUUUCCUGUUCAAGAACAAGUUCGCAAAGAAAACCCAAUGCCAAGUCACGUUUUCCUUCGUGCAUAAGUCGAUUCAAGAUUAUUUGGCGGCCCUAUUUUUUGUCGAGGGCUUGGCUAGAGGGAACGCUAACGUGUUUGUCGAUAGACUAUAUAGAAACAUCUUCUUUCGCUAUGAUUUAGCCCUAAUGAUCGGUCCAGACAGGGCUUGUGCUGUUGUCAAGUGUCUCGCUGGAUUACUGGUAUCUCGAGGAUGGACUUUCCCUCCGGCCUCUAUUCCUUUUGAGAAAUUUGGGUUUAGGUUCGAUAAUCAGGCUAUAGUAUACUUGAUUUGUGAGUUUCUACACGAGGCCAUGCGUGUGCAUAAGUCUAUUCUUGCUGAGGUCAUCCACCUUCUUCCACAGCUGAUUGAAAUCCAUCCUAACAGGAUGUCGUCGAAUGCUGUAUCCGGUCUGUGUUACUGGCUGUCGUACCGACAGCCAGUAAGUGGCUCGGUGCCACUUACUGGAAAGGAGUUGAAUGAUAACCCAGGUAUUAGAGAACUACACCUAUUCAACGUUACUAGUGAAGCAUGUACUACCAUCUUGUCAUGUGUUAAAGAGAGUGUUUCACUAAGAACUCUGCGGUCAACAGAGUUUUACACUUAUCCAUUUUUUGGCACCUGCUGUAUUAGUGACGGUUUGGCAGAUGUAUUAGUCCACAAUCAAGUGCUAGAUAGGUUAGAUUAUGAAGUAAGCUCUGAUUGCACUACACUCCUGCUUGGCUGGAUUACCGCUGGUCUAAAAGAAAACAAGUCCUUGAGAAUCCUGACGCUUGACAAUUUGGGUAACUGUAGUGAAGAUUCCUUCGUGGCUUUUGCGGAGGUGCUAUCAGGCAAUAUGGGACUGGAAGAGCUAACACUUGGAGGCUUGGACUCUUGGCAGUUGGCUGUUCUUGCAAGAGCCUUGAAGGGGAAUCUGUCUAUCAAGGGCCUCACCCUACGGAAUUAUGGUCCUAUAUUUUAUGAUGAUGCCGUUGCUAUGGCAGAGAUGAUAUCUAAAAACAAAGUCAUAGAAAAACUGGAUUUUAGCCAGGAUUUCAGGCGUUUCUUUGAUGGAAAGAGUGUUGUCAAGCUUUUUGACGCCAUGAUACAAAGCACGUCCCUAAAGUCACUGGGAAGCAUUGAUGUAUUUAAUUUUGAUGACGAUAUUCUUACUAAACUCUCCGAGCUAAUAAGAAAGAAGAGAACAUUGAUAAACGGGCUGCGACUUUUUGGGUGGUGGAGGCCAACUCGUGGAUGUCAAGUCUUCGCGAAUGCACUUGCUGCCAGUAACAUAAGUACAUUAAUGCUUACCUUUGCAUCUGACUUUGAACCUACAGUUUUAAGUUCGAUUAUCAAGACACUAAAGACGAAUACAUCAAUCACGACCUUCAAUUUGGACCUUCAAAGCAAAACAUCCAGUGCAGAUUUGGCGGAUCUGUUAUCAGAAAACAAAACGAUCGAACAUCUAAGAAUCUAUGAUUUACAUGGCAGCAUUGCCGCCAUUGCUAGUACACAAAUGAAAAACCCUUCGCUGAAGGCUCUACAUAUUCGUUGUCCAAAUGAAGUAUCGAGCGAAGAUGCUGCUGCCUUUGCAGAAAUGCUAUCACACAACCAAGUGUUAAGAGAACUUUGCUUAGAAGGAAAUAUUGAAGUCGAGGGUGCAAUUGCUAUAGCUAGCGCUCUUAAGACAAAAUCUGUCCUCAGAGAACUUAGUCUCUAUAGUAAUAAUAUCGGAGACAAGGGUGCAAUAGCUAUAGCUAGCGCUCUGAAGACAAAUUCUACCCUUGAGAACCUAGAUCUCCGACGUAAUAAGAUCGGAGACGAGGGUGCAAUAGCUAUGGCUAACGCUCUGAAGACAAAUUCUACCCUUGAGAACCUAGAUCUCCAAGAGAAUAAUAUCGGAGACGAGGGUACAAUAUCUAUGGCUAACGCUCUGAAGACAAAUUCUACCCUUAGGAGCCUCGAUCUCCCACAUCUAAUAAAUCGAAAAAUAGGAGAUAAGUGCGAUGUUGCUUUCGCCGACAUGCUUUCCUGUAACUCGGUGAUAGAAAAUGUGAAUAUUGGAAUAGGUCGUCUAAGAUUUUCUUGUAAAUUUGGGGGCAUUCAAAGGCGUCAAUCUUCCCGACGGUAGAGUCGUCUGUAAAGCAAUAUAACUUGAAUGUUGUUACAAGAAGCAGCCCUUAAUUGACAAAGAAAGGUAGGGGAAGUGUAGAAUAAAGCGUUAAAGAAAAUAAACAAACAAACAAAC